AUGGCGCGUCUGUCUCUUCUGUCUGCGCCCCUCCUCGUGGGAGGUGCUGCGGCCGUGACUCUCUCAGUUGCCUCGUCUGGCGGAAACGCGACCUCUGGGUACCAAUAUGGCCUUAUGUUCGAGGACAUUAACCACGGUGGUGAUGGCGGCAUUUACGCCGAGCUGAUCCAGAACCGGGCCUUCCAGGGCUCUACCGAGUAUCCGUCCACCCUCGACCCGUGGACGGCUGCUGGUUCUGCCUCGCUCGCCCUGGAUAACAGCUCUGAUCCUCUGUCAUCGGCCCUGCCAACCUCUGUAGAGGUGACAGCAAUAGCCGACGGUGCUGCUGGCAUUCGAAACCCAGGCUGGUGGGGAAUCGACGUUUCGGCCUCAAGCACCUACGCAGGAAGCUUUUACGUCCUGGGAGACUACUCGGGCAACUUUACGGCGAGCCUUGUGUCCGACAUCACCAAUGCCACGCUGGCCUCGACAACAUUUUCGGGCUCGUCGAGCGCAGACGCCUGGACACAGUUCAGCUACGAGCUCACGCCGUCAGCCGACGCGGCCAACAUCAACAACAGCUUCGUCUUGACCUUUGACGCAUCAGCUGGCGACGUCCUGAACUUCAACCUCAUCAGCCUGUUCCCGCCCACGUACAAGGACACGCCCAACGGCAACAGGCCAGACCUCAUGGAGGCCCUGGCCGCGCUCAACGCCAAGCACUUCCGCAUCCCCGGCGGCAACAACCUCGAGGGCGAGGACCCCCCGUACUGGUGGAACUGGAACGAGACCAUCGGCAACCUGACAAACCGGCCUGGGCGCCCUGGCACCUGGGACUACGAGAACACGGACGGCCUCGGCCUCGUCGAGUACAUGCUCUGGUGCCAGGACCUGGGGCUCGAGCCUGUCCUGGCCGUCUGGUCGGGCGAGUACCUGGAUGGCACCAUCAUCUCCGAGGCCGACCUAGAGCCGUAUGUCCAGAGUGCCCUCGACGAGCUUGAGUUCCUCAUGGGCGACGCCUCCACCACCUACGGCGCCCUGCGUAUCGCCCUCGGCUACACGGAUCCCUUCACCAUCAAGUUCGUCGAGGUCGGCAACGAGGACAACCUGAACGGCGGCGAGGACAGCUACAUUGAGUACCGCUUCAAUGCGUUCUAUGAUGCCAUCUCGGCCGUCUACCCAGACAUUCUGAUCUUCACCUCCCUCGCCGACCUGAGCUACACCUAUGAGUCGUCUGGGCAAGACUAUCACCAGUACACCCUGCCCAACUACUUUGUCGGCCAGUUCAACUUCUUUGAUAAUAUUGCUGCGGGCCAUCCCAUCCAGGUCGGAGAGUUCGCCGUCGUGCAGAACAACACAAAUAACGUGAGCGACACGACCAACUGGGAUGACGCCAAGAAUCCCUGGCCAUACUGGAUUGGCUCCGUCUCAGAAGCCAUCUUUGUCAUCGGCAUGGAGCGCAACGCAGACCGCGUCUGGGGCUUCUCCUAUGCGCCCCUCCUGCAGAACCUCAACUCGUACGAGUGGUCGCCCGAUCUCAUCUCCUUCACCGCCGACCAGAGCCAGACCGUGACCAGCACCUCGUACGACGUGCUCAAGCUGUUCGGCAACGCCGCCUUCACGUCCACCCUACCCGCAGACACCACCGAUGACUUUGGCCCCGCCUACUGGGUGGCUGGUGUGGACAACGCCACGAGCACCUACUAUGUCAAGGCCGCCGUGUAUAACAGCACUGAGGACGUUGGGUUCAAUGUUACCUUUGAUGGCGUCGCGAGCGGGUCGACGGCCACACUGACGGUGUUGACGGCCCCAGACGGCUACAGCUAUAACAGUAUCGGGUCUGUGGAGCUCAUCACCACGACGAGCAGCUUGACGGCGGACGACGGCGGUGCUUUUAGCUUCAGCCUGCCAAACCUGAGCGUUGCGCUGCUGGCUGCAGCGUCGUCGUGAGGUGCUGUCCUGAGACGUGUGAAUAUAUGAAGGAGGGCAUUACAUAUUGUCGGAAUAAAGGCAUUGGUCUCAUGUGGGUGAAAGGGCUUUUCAGGCCCCUGACACCAGGGCCCUUUCACUAGGUUUCGGGCUAGCCGGCCCUUUGUUGUACUUUUCCUAUAGAAACGGGUGCACCAGUACCUCUGGCCCCAGGAUAGUUAGAAGGAUUAGUGCAAGUGAACUAUGACCUGGCUUUUCACCC
Molecule: messenger RNA, 2170 nt
Organism: Cryphonectria parasitica EP155
Lineage: Eukaryota; Fungi; Ascomycota; Sordariomycetes; Diaporthales; Cryphonectriaceae
Product: family 51 glycoside hydrolase
Exons: 5
Coding region: 1-1929 (642 amino acids)
Biological process (GO): L-arabinose metabolic process
Molecular function (GO): alpha-L-arabinofuranosidase activity
Source: RefSeq, a predicted model, not a curated record